Corylus avellana is the source of this 1349-nucleotide messenger RNA. NCBI's taxonomy places the organism in Eukaryota, Viridiplantae, Streptophyta, Magnoliopsida, Fagales, Betulaceae. The record is from RefSeq and is a predicted model, not a curated record.
GAUUCUGGUAAAGAUGCGGGACGGUUUUCUGCAGCGUGGCAGUUAUACAAGGCUCAAGAGGAGCUUAUAAAGGUUGCUAAGCAAUAUGGUGUGAAGCUAACCAUGUUCCACGGUCGUGGUGGGACUGUUGGAAGAGGAGGUGGGCCUACCCAUCUUGCCAUAUUGUCUCAACCUCCAGAUACCAUUCAUGGAUCACUCCGUGUUACUGUUCAAGGUGAGGUCAUUGAGCAAUCAUUUGGAGAGGAGCACUUGUGUUUUAGAACACUCCAACGUUUCACGGCUGCUACUUUGGAGCACGGUAUGCACCCCCCGGUGUCUCCAAAACCGGAAUGGCGUGCAUUGAUGGAUGAGAUGGCUAUCAUUGCAACAGAAGAGUAUCGUUCCAUUGUUUUCAAAGAACCCCGAUUUGUGGAAUAUUUCCGCCUUGCUACGCCAGAGUUGGAAUACGGUCGGAUGAACAUUGGAAGUCGUCCAUCAAAGCGUAAGCCAAGUGGAGGUAUUGAAUCACUCCGUGCAAUCCCAUGGAUCUUUGCGUGGCUACAAACAAGGUUUCAUCUUCCAGUGUGGCUAGGCUUUGGAGCAGCAUUUAAACAUGUUAUUCAGAAGGACAUUAGAAAUCUCCAUAUGCUGCAGGCGAUGUACAAUGAAUGGCCAUUUUUUAGGGUCACCAUUGAUUUGGUCGAGAUGGUGUUCGCGAAGGGAGACCCAGGUAUUGCUGCUUUGUAUGACAAGCUCCUUGUUUCAGAAGAACUGUGGCAAUUUGGAGAGCGGUUGAGGGUCAAUUAUGAAGAAACAAAGGCCCUUCUCCUACAGACUGCUGGACACAAGGAUCUUCUUGAAGGGGACCCCUACUUGAAACAAAGACUCCGGCUGCGAGAUUCCUACAUUACUACCCUUAAUGUUUGCCAAGCCUACACACUGAAGAGAAUCCGGGAUCCAAACUACCUUGUGAAGGUGCGUCCACACAUCUCCAAGGAGUUUAUGGAAAUAAGCAAAGCAACUGAUGAACUUGUGAACCUGAACCCAACAAGCGAGUAUGCCCCUGGUUUGGAGGAUACCCUCAUCUUGACGAUGAAGGGUAUUGCUGCAGGCUUGCAGAACACCGGUUAGACACCUGUGAUUUCUGUGUUUUUCUUUUUGCUGUUUUUCUCUGCAGAGAAUUUGCCCCAAGAAACCAUAAAUUAUAUGCACCAGAAGUGGAUGUUCUUUUAUUAUCCACAUCCAGGUCAUAAUUUCGGUAACCCUAUUCAGCUGUAAUGUUAUAUUCCCCCGCCGCAAGAGUUGAACUCGAUGGAACUUUGUAUUAUGCUUUGCUACAAAAUGUUCUAUGAGCAUUAUAUUUGAGUACU